Molecule: messenger RNA, 663 nt
Organism: Neurospora tetraspora
Lineage: Eukaryota; Fungi; Ascomycota; Sordariomycetes; Sordariales; Sordariaceae
Exons: 2
Coding region: 1-663 (220 amino acids)
Source: RefSeq, a predicted model, not a curated record
AUGGCAGAAUCUUCAUCAGAGACAUUACGUCCUAAAAUCCCAUGCACCUGCUUCCGCGCCUCCAAGUGUUCCCUCCGCUGCUACGCCCGUCUUCCCACCCUUUCGAAUCCCCCUUCCUCUCGCAUCUCCUACUCUGACAGGUGCCGCCUCAAACAGCACAUCCGCAUAACUUUUGACAAUCUACACGGUUUCUUUCUAUCCACUAUUACUCCUACUUCCUAUUUUCGAAAUUCAGGACCUCCUUCUCUUUCCAUCCCAUCGACUUCCUCCACAGCCACAACUUCCGCAGACAUCACUAACCCACCCGCCACCCAAGAUUUGCCCAGCGCCUCCUCGGCUAUCACCGACCAAACCCUCCAAACCCUCCAUUCCAUCCUCUCCCGCGCACACUCCCGAAAGCAAACCCUAAACUCCCUCACCUCCUCGGAGGACACCUCCACGGAGGACACCUCCACGAACACCUCCACCAACAAACCAAAAAUACCCCUAAGCACCUUCACAGCCCUCUACACCUCACUAAUAACCGAUCACGAACUCUUCCUAACGGAUCUGGCCCCGUACUACAGGGAGGAGUGGGCGGAGGGAGAAGUGAAGAAGUUGAUGGCGGAGUUUGUGGGGGAGACGGGGUCUACGGCAUCAUCAUACGUCUGUGACAAACGGUAG